AUGCCCCCGAGAGAAGUCGCAUCAGAAGAGAUUACGUCGGAAAGCAAUUUAACGCUAACAAUGAGGUUUCUCAAAAUAUACUGGAAAAUAGUGUUUGCCUUAUCAUGGGCAAUUAUUCUAGCAAUAUUUCUUCUUGCUUAUAAUGUUCCGGAAACUAGAUGCGCAUACAUUAUACUACUUAUGGCUGGAUAUUGGAUCACUGAAUGUUUCCCCAUGGCUGUUACAUCGUUGAUUCCAGUGGUGUUAUUUCCAGCAUUUGGAUUAUUAAGCACAUCGGAUACGUGCGCUUGUUAUAUGAACGAUACUAUAAUGGUUUUCAUAGGUGGUCUAAUUCUUGCUGUAGCCAUUGAACAUAGCAAUUUACAUUUACGAAUUGCUCUUGGAGUAAUGAAAAUAGUGGGAUGUAGUCAUGGGAAAUUACUUGGUGGCCUUUGUGUCGUGACCACUUUCAUAUCCAUGUGGGUUUCAAAUACAGCAGCGACCGCCAUGAUGGUACCGAUUAUAUUCGCAAUUCUAAAUGAAUUAGAACAGGCUGGACUUUGCCAUGUUUUUGAACCGACAACUGAUCCCAGAAAUCCAGAACAACAACCGGAACAGAUACCGACGAAGAUAACGAAAGCUUAUUUAAUGGCUGCAGCGUACUGUUCAUCCUUUGGAGGCACAGGAACAAUCGUAGGCACCGGCACUAAUCUUACUUUUAAAGGAAUUUUCGAAAAUACAUUUCCUAAUGCAGACGGUAUUAACUUCACGCAAUGGAUGAUUGCCGCAAUGCCACAAAUGAUAAUUAAUUCCUUUUUGACAUGGCUUUACCUUCGUAUAAUUUUUUUGGGUUAUCUUAGACCACAGAGUAAAGAUGCCCAGUUAGCAAAUAUUGGUACAGAAGGAGAAAUCAUUACAAAUCAAGUAAUACAGCAACGAUACAAAGAACUAGGUACCAUUACGUUUCAUGAAAUAGGAGUUGCAAGUCUCUUUGCGAUCUGCAUAUUUUUAUGGUUAUUCCGAAAACCUGGCUUCGUGCGAGGAUGGUCUGAAGCAUUAACAGACAUAAACGUCCGGGAUUCGACGCCUGUUAUAUUCAUAUCGAUCCUGAUGUUCUUCAUUCCAAAAGAUUUAAGCUUUCUUCGUAGCUACAACGAUGAUCCUGCUACAAGACCUAGCAAAUCUACAGAAGGUUUGAUCACAUGGGAUGUGAUCGAAAAAAAAAUGCCUUGGAGUUUAAUGUUUCUUUUGGGUGGUGGAUUCGCGAUAUCCAAAGGCAGUAUUGCUUCCAAUUUAGCAAGAAAGAUCGGAGAAGCCAUGGUUCCGUUACGAUACUUGCCCCCUGUAUUAGUCCUGUUUCUUGUUUCCUUGCUCAUUGGUACCAUUACGGAAUUCACUUCGAAUGUCGGUAUCGCAAAUAUUACUUUACCGGUUAUUGCACAAAUGUGUGUAGCAAUGGAGAUGCAUCCCUUGUACUUAAUGAUACCGGCGACAAUAAUGUGUUCCUAUUCCUUUCGAUUACCGGUUGGUACACCCCCGAAUGCAAUUAUAUCGAUUGUCGGACAAAUUCCAACUAAAUGGCUAAUGAUAGGAGGUUGUGGUCCUUCCAUUUAUGCUCUCAUAGUGAACAGUAUUUGUUUCAUCACGUGGGGUAACUUCGUUUAUGAUACCAGUGAAUUUCCAGCAUGGGCUAAACACGAACCAUCAGCUACCACAAAUCCUAAAUAAAAAUAUAAAUUUUAUUUCUCUUUUCCCUUUUUGUUUUGUUCUUUCGUUUCCCUCUGUUUAUAACAUAUAUCGCGUUUUACUUAUUUGCUUUUUAAAUAAAUAUAUACUGUCUAACUGUAUCUAUAAGUUGAAAUCCCACUCACACGCGAAUAU
Molecule: messenger RNA, 1860 nt
Organism: Eufriesea mexicana
Lineage: Eukaryota; Metazoa; Arthropoda; Insecta; Hymenoptera; Apidae
Product: protein I'm not dead yet
Exons: 8
Coding region: 1-1707 (568 amino acids)
Biological process (GO): succinate transport; citrate transport; transmembrane transport
Cellular component (GO): plasma membrane
Molecular function (GO): citrate transmembrane transporter activity; succinate transmembrane transporter activity
Source: RefSeq, a predicted model, not a curated record